AUGAUGGCGCUCUCCCAGCCGGCCUGUUUUGCCUCCACAGGGGUGACCUGGGCCAUCAAGAUCACCCGCCUGGAGGUGCCGACGCCGCUUGCUGUGGGUGACGGCGGCUGGCUGGAGUGCGAGUGGAAGGACGAGGGCGACCACGUGUACGCCCUCAAAUGGUACGUCAGUGGCGAGGAGUUUUACCGCUGGACACCCCUGGAGACCCCCGCCAUCAAGACUUUCCCUUCGCCGCACUUUGAGGUGGACAGCCGCGACUCACACCGAGGGCGCGUCCGGAUACGCAAUGUGACGGUGAGCGCCGGAGGGAAGUACCGCUGCGAGAUAUCAGGAGAGGCACCCAAGUUCAAGACGUCCUUCGCCACCGCGGACAUGACAGUCGUGGACCUACCUGACAGCCGCCCCCGGAUCGAGGGCAACGAGGCGAUCCCCUACCAGUUGCACCAGACCAUCACCAUCAACUGCUCCUCCCACGAUGCCCUGCCAGCUCCCAGCCUCACCUUCUACAUCAAUGACCAGCCUGUUGACCCGGAGUGGGAGGACCUCAACCAGGUGCUAGUCAACGAGACUUCGGGGCUCGAGACAAGUCACAAGAGUUUGCACUUCAGGCUGCAGCCCAGUAUGGUGCCACUGGGGCUGCUGCAGGUGAAGUGUGUGGCGUCGUACCCCCAGCUGUACUGGGAGAGCAGCGAGAAGACCUUCAGAGUCCUGGCGGGGCAGAGCUCAGGCCUCCCACUCGGCUCCCAAGGGUUUGUGCUGCAGGGCGAAGCAAGGCGUUCCGAGGCUAGCAUGCACUUCCUUUCCGUACUCCUCCUCGCCCCACUUAUCAUGCGGUAGCCGGGUGACCUCAGUACUCUUUUUCCUUCCUUCUUCCCUAACCUAGUUCCCCUAUUUAUUUCUUAUUAGAUCAUUGUUUUACCUCCGGUUUCUUUGCCCCUUAUCUAUCGGUCUUAACUCUAACCCUCACGUUCCCUGUAGUAGUUAUUGCACUCCUAACUAACAUCUCUUCUUAGCCAUGUCCAAACAGUUUUGCAUCCUGGUGGUUUUCGGAUUCACGUUUGAUAUCUUGUAAGAAAUAGUAUUAGGUCACAGGCUGCGUUUGAUAAUCUAAAGUAAUAACUAUUAUGGAAGAGAUUGCAUUCUGGAAAGUUGAGUCUUAACUUUAACGUGUAAAAACAAAUAGCAGGCGUGUUUGUGUGUAAAACCAUGUGUGUAUCGACGUUUCCGGUUCCCGUGCUCGAUAUGGUAUUCAAACCUCGUUACUUUUUUUGCCACAUUAAUGAAUAGUCUGAUACACCAAAGCGUUCCACCCAACGUAUGUUCCUGCACGACUUUAGGCUGCCUCCCACGAUUCACUUGUUACUGCAUCAGCAAAAAAUUGCAAAGAGAACUGCGGACUGUCCUGCUGGCUCAUCAUCACUGUCUUCAUCGCCAUUGUCAUCAUCGUCAUUAUCGUCAUCACCAUCAAACCUUUAUCUUCGUCAUCAUCAGCAUCAUGUACGACGGGACUCGAGCCCCGAGAGCAGCAGGUGGUUGGUCAGCCUGAAGCCGCCUUGUUAAUGUGAUGGGCAUCGUUGUGUGUCCAGUGUUCUGACGGAAUUGUGUCGAUUAUUAAUUUCGUUUUAUUUGUAUUAGGCUAAAUUUGCCAAUUUGUACGUACCCUUCCAAUUUGUACCCCAAAGAAAUAAAAUCCUCUGGAAAAGGAAGCUGAGGCAUAAAAUAUAAACUAUUGUCGAAUGAUGAAUGUUAAUGAACCGUUAUAAUGACAGUGCUGAAGUUCAUUUUAUGCCUCAGCUCAACCCUCAAACAUUUCUUUCCUGCAGUGAGUGCUAAUCGGAAUGGUGCGUACAUAUUGGAGGACACGCCCUAGUUAGGUGACUGGAUAACCUGAUUCUUUUUAACUGGCGUGUGGGUGAUUUAGUGUUUGUUUAGUUUGCUUAUGAAGCAUAAACGACUGAUUACGCAGUUAUGAGUAUGGUGAGGAAUGUGUUGCGUUACGGGUGCUACGACCCAAUAAGAGACAAUGUGUAGGACGUGAGAUGAAAAAACUGACUCUUCAGACCCAACUUUGUGUGUGGAUAGUAAUUUUUCGUGUCUUCAUGGUUGCAGUGGAAGCCAUGUCCGUGUUCGCUAAUCUUUUCACGAGGAGAGUCCAGAGGAGAGAGAGGGGCGUUAAUAUAUUCAUCAGCUUGCCUUACUUUUCUCACCCUGUCCUUACCCGCUGUGCACGCGUUAUCUAUUGCUUCACCCUUUCAUGUAAAAGAUGGUGCUGAUAACGCUCUCGCCAGUUGGCCCUUAUCCAGAGGAACAGAAAAUGAGUAGUUCAGUGCUGAAAACAGCAAGGACAACCCUUUGAAAGUACAAGAUAUAUAGGGAUAAGAUAGCCUUGGAGAUGCAUGUUUUGUGUACCAUGACCUAAAUGAAGGAAGUCACGUUUCCUUCAGCACAGGGUAUCUAAUGUAAUGCCUGGAACAGUUUGCUGCUGGGAGAACCGUAGCGGUAGCUUUUGGUUGCAUUUUGCUGUGUAGGUUUUCAAUUGUGUGACUUUCCAUUGGGUUAAUAGUGUGAGGCAUUUGUCAACAUGGUCUUUGUGUCACCACUGUUAAAGGAUAACUUUUAAAUUACCCUUGAUCAUUGGUGUUGGUGGAUGUUUGUGGUGUGAAACGUUCUUUUCUGAAAUCUACUGUCAGACAUUGUACAGUUUUAUUAUUUGAUAAUAUGUUCUGUUUGCCCUUGCCUAUGUGUGUGUGUGUGUGUGUGUGUGUGUGUGUGUGUGU
Messenger RNA from Eriocheir sinensis (Chinese mitten crab), 2777 nucleotides. RefSeq lists its product as uncharacterized. The record is from RefSeq and is a predicted model, not a curated record. The transcript has 5 exons. Lineage: Eukaryota; Metazoa; Arthropoda; Malacostraca; Decapoda; Varunidae. Bases 1 to 837 code for a protein of 278 amino acids.